Molecule: messenger RNA, 2652 nt
Organism: Paramecium pentaurelia
Lineage: Eukaryota; Ciliophora; Oligohymenophorea; Peniculida; Parameciidae
Source: the annotation of a GenBank genome assembly
AUGAAUAUCCUCUAAUAAAAAUAAACCCAAGAAAAUUAAGAAACUAUAUGCAAAAUUCACAAUCUAGAACUUAUAGCAGUUGAUUUGGACUUAUCAGAUAAAGCACAAAUUUAAUUCUAUUGUGGUAAAUGCUUAGUUGAAAAAAUGAAAAAUAAUAAAGUGACAACUAUAGAAUAAUCUAAAGAAAGAAUCUAAAAAAUAAAAGCAUAAUAACUAGAUAUUAAAACUAAAGAAAAUUAAGCUAGACUCAAUUAUUAUAAGAAUAUUUUAGAUUAAAUUAUGGAUUUCAAAUAAUCUAUUAAUGAUUCAUUGGAAAAAAUGUAUAAACAGAUAUAAUAAUAUAUAUUUCCAAUUUAAAAAGAAAAAUUAGAAUUACAAAAUUAUGAAUAGUAAUAUAAUUACUUUGAAGAUAUUAAAUAAUUAUCAGAAUUAUAUACUUAAGACGAAUAAAAAUCAUCGAAAUUAUUAGAAGAUAAUAAUUUCAUUAAUGAAAUCUAAAGAUAAUUUGAAUAAUUAUUUAAUAAUUCUGAAUACACAUAGACUUUAGAUACUUUUAAAAAUACAAAAUAACAAAUAAAGGAUAUUAUGGAAAUUAAUGUCAUAGAAUUACUUCCAUUAUUAAUGACUUAAAAUGAAUCGGUAUUUAUAAAUUAAAUAUAAAUAGAAAACUCCAAGUUUAAGUAGAAUAUGCAGUCAUCAUAAAAAGGAAAUUAUCAUGAUUGAUAUGGAUACAUAAGAAAAGGAUAUUGAAAAGAGACUUGCAUGUGUAGAUUGUAUUUCUGAAAAUCCAUUAAUUAAAUAUUCAACUAUUGAAAAUGUAAAUAAAUAAUGGAAGGAAUACAGUUCAGAAUCUGAAAAGAUUUUAAAAGAGUAUAAGAAGGAGAGUAAAGAAAAAAAGGCUGAAUUAUUUAAUUAAAUAGGUUAGAUGAGGAAGAAUUAUAAUUAAAAAUUAAAUGAAAUUUGCGAAAAAUUAUUUACAGACUAAUACUUAUGUAUUGAUAAGACAAAAGAAUCUAAUUAGAUAAAAAAAAUUUCAAUUUAAGCAUUAGAUGAUUAAUAAUUACUGAAAGAUUUAAAGUAAUUGAUAGAAAAGGAAAAUGUAACAUCAAAUUAAGCAGCAACAAAUUUAAAAAGUAAAGAUUCAAUUUUCAAGAAAGAGAUCGAGAAUCAUCUCGAAUCUUUAAAACAAUAUGAUUAAUAAGAUAUCUAAUAAUCAUUAGAUAUUCUUAGAGGCAUCUCAAGUAAUACAUUUAUUUAGAUUUUUAAAUAGUUGAAAGAAAUUUUAUAAUAUAAUUAUCUGAUACGAUUUCAUAAAUAUAAAAAUCUGCACAAAAGGAUGAAAAUUAUAAAGAUUAAAUUAAUUUAAUAUAGGAAAUAGAACUUAUGAUUGAUUAGGCGAAAAAAUAUUAAAGUUAAUUCAAUUUAUUUGAUUAAACUAUUCAAUUAUAUUAGAAACAUGCUUAGAUAAUAAAAUAAAUUUAAUCAAAUAUUUAAUCUAAAACAACUGAUUAGACAGAUAAAUCAGAAUAAUUAAUCAAGUCUUAAUAUUAAAAUCUAUAGAAUAUAAUUAAUGAUUAUGAGAAUAACUUUGAGAAUAAUAGUAAAUAGUUGAAGAAGUUUUGUAAUAUUCAAUAAUUGGAGAAUGAUUUAGUUAAUUAUAAAGAAAAGAAUUAUAAUUUAGAAUUAGAAAGUAAUCUAAUUAUUUAUUUCAUAGAUACAAAAUAACUAAAUUAAAAAAAAAAAGAAUUCGAAGAAAUAAUUACUGAAUUAAAUAAGAAAUUAGAGUUAAAGGAAAUAGAAUAUUAAAAUCUUAAAAACUAAUUUGAUCAAGUAAAUUAAGAUAAUAUAAAUCUGAAGAAAUAAUUUGAAUAAGAUAAAAUCAAUUUAUUAAAGGAACAAUAAGAUUAAUGUAUUAAUUUUCACAAUAUUAAAUAGAAAAUAAAUUAUAACAAUCAUUUAAUCAAAAAAUGGUGUAAAAAGAUUCAGAAUUAAAAACAGUGUAAACAAAACUUGAUGAAAUUAAUAAGAAGUUAGAAAAAGAUAAAAUGGAAUUAGAAAAAGUAUUAAUUUUUAAUCAAAUUAUCUAAGAAUUUAUAAUUUUAAAAAGGAUUAACAUUUUCAUAUAAUUAUAAACAUAAUGAUAUUGUGAUAAGUGAUAAUGGAAAGAUUGUUGAUAUUGGUAAUAAUUCUAAUGGUUAUUGUAUGUGUGAAAAAGUGAUUCCUAAAAUUGGUAAAAUACACUUUGAAUUCGAAAUACUUAGAAUUACUUAAUGGUGUGAAAUUGGAAUAGGAUUUAGAGAAAUGAUUAAAUAAAAUGGAUAUAAAGGUGAUGGUUAAGGUUAAGGGUAUUAAAUAUAAUUAAUUAUAAUCUAGAUCAUAUUUAUUAAGAGAACAAAGUAGUACAUAUUUCCAUCAUUCAAAUAAUACUAAAGGAAAAGCAUUUAACUUUUAAGUAAAUGAUAUAAUAAUAAUGGAAGUGAGUGUAGAACAUAAAUAUAUAAAAUGGACUAAAUACAAUUCAUAAGAUAUUUUAGUAAAUAUUAUUAUAUAUAUAUUUUUAUAUAGAUCACAGAAAUAGAUACAUCUUAAGAUUUAUAUCCAUGUGUUUAUAUUAAAAAUUCUAAAGUGAAAAUUAAAGAUAUAUCAUCAUGA